GACAGACAGACAGAGAGAGAGAGAGACAGACAGAGAGAGGAGGGAGAGAUUUUUAGGGAGGGGAAAAAACAAAGGGAAAAGAAAGAAACAAAACAAUAAAAGCAGCACGCGCGUUUUUUUUUUGUAGCACGCGCAAGUUUCUGUAUUUAUUUUUUGGGGAAGAAUUACGAUAUCGGAUUCUGCACGGUUCUGAAGUUAGGCUUCUCUUCUAUUCCAGUUGUUUUGUUAUUUAUCCUUCUGAAUGCUUCCUGUAUCUCUGAAACCGACCAUGGACUCCCUGAACGCUGUCUUGCGCUUCUUCACUAAUCAGAAGACUAAAAUCGGGUACGGUAUUAUGGCCAUCGCUACCAUAGGAGGAGAAAGGAUCUUCUCUCUCUUGUCCUUCCAGUGUCCGUGCAACGUAAAGCAGAACAUGGUGUACGGGCUCACCUACCUGCUCGGACCCGCGCUCGUGCUCUUCACCGUCGGCCUGUUCCUGAGCACGAGUCUUUGGAGACUCUACACAGGAUGCUGUCUCAACCCCAGGAAGCUUUGUCCUCACAGGGCCAACUGUGUGGGCUGUUUAUCCGUGUUGUUUAACGUGAUUGUUGGAGCUCUCGUGGCACCGAUCAUGUGGCUCAGCAUCGCUUUGCUGAAUGGUACGUUUUAUGAGUGCGCUGUGAGCGGUUUGGAGGAACAAGCACUGGUCAAUUGGUUUUGUAAAAACAGGACGAGCACGUGCAAGGACGAGCUGGACAAAGUGCCUUGUGGAACGUCCAACAUGCCGGCCUCGGAUAUCAAGGAGCUUCUGCUAAUUCUACACGCCCAGUCUCAGAUCCUCGGCUGGAUCCUGAUCAUGAGCUGCACUGUGGCCGGUCUGAUUGGUACGUGUUACAAAAACUGCCGCUCUCAAGUCAGCUACCUUCAGCUCACCUUCUGGAAAGUGUACAAAGAGAAAGAGAGUGAGAAGUUUGACUCGUUCGUGGAGGAGUACGCCACCCGACUGGCCGAGCGAAACCUCAAGAGCUUCUUCGAGAACAAAGACCCCGAGGAUUUUCCUUUUCCGAAUCACAAAGCCUGGGAGCAUAUCUCGGAAAUAUACACGUACGAUCACGCCGAGCAAUAUUACAGCACGCUGCAGAGAUACGUAGAACAUCCUAAUCGUGACUACAGUCCAGAGAAAAUACCACUGGAAAUGGAACACAGCCUCGGAUAGAGACGAACCGCACAAUAGAGUCUACUUAUGUUUGCCCGACGAGCUGGCAUUGCAGCAAAGCUAGCAAGAAAAUAGUCCCUUAAAGUCUUUGUGUUGGUGAGAUUUUAAAGCGCUUACUUACCAUCUUUUAUUUUUUACCUCAGGAUCGGCUACGGUGUGUUUCCUCAAACUCCUCAAACGUCCCAUUAACUUAAAGCAAAGCACUAACAUCUUAUUAAACAACUCAGUAUAAGAACAAUUUCUAAUUUCUACUCAGUAUAAUAACAAUUUCUCAGGUUUCAUCCUGAAUGCUAUAAUUCAGAGGUGGGAGUAAGUCACACAUGCAAGUCACAAGUAAGUCUCAAGUCAUGAAUGUCAAGUCAAAGUCAAGUCGAGACUUUUUUAAUAUUUGUCAAGCAAGCCUCAAGUCUCAAAUCUGCGACUUAAGUCUGACUCGAGUCAAGUCAUAUGACUCAAGUCCCCCAUCUCUGCUAUAAUUCGUUCAUAUUUAAUCUGUUUACUAGAAUAUCGGCCAUUUCGGCCCUCCGUCCUUAGAGAACACAUUCUACACCGAGUGUCCAAUAACCAUAACGUUGCGUUUAGGUGAAUCUGUUAAAAAAAACUUAAAAAAAGAGUCUUUCUUCUGAUAAUUUACUUUAUACUACACUUCAUGUACUAUAUUUUAGGAAAAUGUUUUUAUUUCGUAUUUUAUGCCUGUUCACUUAUAACAUAAUGGAUAACAGGAACUUUUCAAUUAUAGGAUGACAUUUUUUUAACAUACCGAGUAACAGCUGUCUGUUUGGUGUUGGGUCACGUCAUGGCAUUCUGUCUAUGAUUAUUUUCCCAUUACAGCAUGUGAGUCUUUAUAUCACGUCGCUUUCCUUUGGUUAUAUAAACCCUUUUCUCAGAGUAAUGUAGAGAUCAUCAGAUCUCAGUGAAGGAUGUUCCUUCAUUACUUGUUAUAACUACAAACAAAUGCACAAUAGUUGUGACAUCGCUGCCUCCUUUUUCUUGUUAAAAUGUAUUUUUUGGCAGGAAUUUAGAUCAAACAUGUCAUGAUGUGAUAUUUUGUCAUGAAGAGUUUAAAGAGUUCCUUUCUGAUCUUCUUUGGAGGAACCCUUAAACACACCAUGUAGAAACCUUCAACACUGUCUUAUUACAAAGUGUUUAGGAAGCUAAGAACUGUUACUAUACAUUCUGAUUGUACGGUAGAAGCCGUCUUAGCUAUCCUUAGCCUGCGCGUCUGCCAUAUUGGAUUUGGUGAGGUUCUGCUGUAAUCCAUUAGCUGUUACACACGUCAUGUGUUUUCCUAAAAUAUAUGCACUCUUAAUCAUUUCGAAUAAACCGGACAUUUUGCAAUAUAAA
Molecule: messenger RNA, 2539 nt
Organism: Tachysurus vachellii
Lineage: Eukaryota; Metazoa; Chordata; Actinopteri; Siluriformes; Bagridae
Product: calcium homeostasis modulator protein 5-like
Exons: 3
Coding region: 242-1195 (317 amino acids)
Molecular function (GO): monoatomic cation channel activity
Source: RefSeq, a predicted model, not a curated record